CCGCUGGGGAGAGAACCAAACCUCCCCUCCGCCUCCCGCGGGGAGGCUCGCACCGAGCGCAGGCGGCGCUCCAACCCCCGGCCCCGCCUGCCGGCGCCGUCCGCCCGCCCCCGCCGUGCCGUGCCGUGCCGUGCCGUGCCGUGCCGUGCCGUGCCGUGCCGUGCCGUGCCGUGCCGUGCCGUGCCGUGCCGUGCCGUGCCGUGCCGCGGCCGGCAGCGCGGAGGAGGAGCCGGCGGCAGCAGCGUCUGAGGGAAUGCAGGCGGCCGCCGCCAACAUGGCCUCUGCCGCCCGGCGCCUGGCGAAGGGCAGCAGCCAGCUGCGGGUGCCGCUGCGCUGGAGGGGGCAGGCGGCGGCGGCGCAGAGCAGGACGCCGCAGCCGCAGCCGCAGGCACGGAAGCCCAAGACAGGGAUCCUGAUGCUGAACAUGGGCGGCCCCGAGCGCCUGGACGAUGUCCAUGACUUCCUGCUGCGCCUCUUCCUCGACAGGGACCUGAUGACGCUGCCCGCGCAGAACAAGCUGGCGCCGCUGAUCGCUCGGCGCCGCACGGCCCGGGUGCAGCAGCAGUACCGCAGCAUCGGCGGCGGCUCGCCCAUCAGGAAGUGGACGGCGCUGCAGGGCGAGGGCAUGGUGGAGCUGCUGGACCGCAUGUCCCCGCACACAGCCCCACACAAGUACUACAUCGGGUUCCGCUACGUGCACCCCCUGACGGAGGAGGCGGUGGAGGCGAUGGAGCAGGAUGGCAUCGAGCGGGCGGUGGCCUUCACCCAGUACCCCCAGUACAGCUGCUCCACCACGGGCAGCAGCCUCAAUGCCAUCUACCGCUACUACAGUGCCCGGGGGCAGCAGCCCAGGAUGAAGUGGAGCAUCAUCGACCGCUGGCCCACGCACCCCCUGCUCAUCCAGUGCUUCAGCGACCACAUCGAGAAGGAGCUGCAGCUGUUCCCCGCCGACAAGCGGCAGGACGUAGUCAUCCUCUUCUCUGCCCACUCGCUGCCCAUGUCUGUGGUGAACCGAGGAGAUCCCUACCCGCAGGAGGUUGGAGCCACCGUGCAGAGGGUCAUGGAGAAGCUCAACUACUCCAACCCCUACAGGCUGGUCUGGCAGUCCAAGGUGGGCCCCAUGCCUUGGCUCGGGCCCCCGACGGAUGAGACCAUCAGAGGGCUGUGCCAGCAGGGGCACAGGAACCUGCUGCUGGUGCCCAUCGCCUUCACCAGCGACCACAUCGAGACCCUCUACGAGCUGGACAUUGAGUAUGCCCAAGUGCUGGCACGCCAGUGUGGAGUGGAGAACAUCAGGAGGGCAGAGUCCCUGAACGGCAACCCCCUCUUCUCCAAGGCCCUGGCAGACCUGGUCUGCUCCCACCUGCAGUCCAACGAGGUCUGCUCCAGGCAGCUGCCUCUCUGCUGCCCGCUCUGUGCCAACCCCGUCUGCAGGGAGACCAAGGCCUUCUUCACCGGGCAGCAGCUCUGAGGGCUGCCCAGGGGGCACCCCCGGGGGCUGAGGCAACACCCCCGGGGCUGGCAGCCCCGAAUUGCAGAGCCCCCACCCCUGCCAGGGCCGAGCUCUCCUCUGCCCCACGCUUCCAGGCUGCUGCUCGGGCUGCUCCUGGCAUGGGUGCUGGGCUGUGGGCAUGAAGGAGGGCAGGGAAAGGGAGGGGCUCUGACCUCCUCCGGCCGGGCUUGGCACAGAGCCUGGCAGCGUGCACUGAGCCUCACCUUGAGGCGGCUUCUGUUUGCUAUGCAGGGCACGGCUGUUGGCACAGCUCUGCCCCCCUGCUGCCCUCCACUCGUGGGUCAAGCCUGGCAAGGUUGGCUUUGUUUACACUUGGAGGGCACCCCCUGGCGCUCCUGCCCCGGGCACCCCUGCUGCUUGCCAGGCAGUGUCUGCUCUGCUCUUUGGCCUGGCUUUGGCUCUGGCUCUUCCUCCUGCUGCAGGCUGAGCUGAGCUGGCAGUGCCAGCGGCAGGGGAGGCCUGGGUGGGUGCUGGAAGCUGCUUCUGGGGAGGGCUCUGGCUGGGGAGGGCACCGAGGUGCUGAGGCCUGCUCUGUGCCACCUGUGCAAUGCCCUCCGCUGCUGUGGCAGAGGGCUGAGGAGAUAAGCCAGGAGCAGCCUGGGCUGGCAGCUGCCUGCUUGGGCCAGGGCAGACUCUGUCUGCCAGCCCUUUGGCACCCCUCAGGGACUAGGAGUGGGCACUCAGACCUCAGCCUUUGGGUGUGCCAGGCCUGCCAACUGCAGUAGCUCCAGAGGGCACACCCUUUGCAGGGCACUGUUGCCUCACUGCCAGCACCAGGACCACCUCCAGGCUGGGCCUGGGGCAGGAGAGGCCUUUGCUCAGCAGCUGCUGUCCACCCAGCCCACCUCAGCUUGGCACCUGCAGUGCCCUCCUGGGUGGGCAGAGGAGGGAAGCUGUGCCCGAGCUUUGGCCUCCCGAGCACUGCAGUCAGCCGCUGGGCACCAAUGCCCCUGCUGCCCACCCUGCUUCUCCUGGCUCAGGCACCUGUGAGGCGUGGGCAGCCUGGGCACGGCCGGGGCAGGGCACAGGGGGCAUGGCAGGGGCUGCUCCUGUGCUGCUUCGUCUUCAGAGAGCUGAGCCUGGCUGCAGCCUGUGCCCACGGACUGGGUGCUGCCACGCACAGCCUCGCCAUGGCCCUGGUGUGCCCCCUGCUGCCACGCUGCCACUGCCCAGUGCCAGGCCCUCUGCAGCAGGAAAGAGUCUUCCUUGGCAUGUGCCUUGGCACAGACCCCAAACCCGGGGGCUCCUCCUCACCCUCUCCAGCCUCCUGCUCUGUCCCUGCUCGCUGCCUUGGCACCAAGCUGCUCUCUGCCCCUCUGCCAGCUCCCUGCCCCUCUGCCAGCUCCCAGCCCCUCUCUGCCAGCUCCCAGCCCCUCUACCACCAGCUCCCUGCCCCUCUGCCAGCUCCCAGCCCCUCUCUGCCAGCUCCCAGCCCCUCUACCACCAGCUCCCUGCCCCUCUGCCAGCUCCCAGCCCCUCUCUGCCAGCUCCCUGCCCCUCUGCCAGCUCCCAGCCCCUCUCUGCCAGCUCCCUGCCCCUCUGCCAGUUCCCUGCCCUUCUGCCAGCCCCCAGCCCCUCUCUGCCAGCUCCCAGCCCCUCUGCCAGCUCCCUGCCCCUCUGCCAGCUCCCAGCCCCUCUCUACCAGCUCCCAGCCCCUCUCUGCCAGCUCCCAGCCCCUCUCUGCCAGCUCCCAGUCCCUUUGCCAGCUCCCAGCCCCUCUCUGCCAGCUCCCAGCCCCCCUCUGCCAGCUCCCAGCCCCUCUCUACCAGCUCCCAGCCCCUCUCUGCCAGCUCCCAGCCCCUCUCUGCCAGCUCCCAGCCCCUCUCUGCCAGCUCCCAGCCCCUCUGCCAGCUCCCAGCCCCUCUCUGCCAGCUCCCAGCCCCUCUACCACCAGCUCCCAGCCCCUCUCUGCCAGCUCCCAGCCCCUCUCUGCCAGCUCCCAGCCCCUCUCUACCAGCUCCCAGCCCCUCUCUGCCAGCUCCCAGCCCCUCUCUGCCAGCUCCCAGCCCCUCUACCACCAGCUCCCAGCCCCUCUCUGCCAGCUCCCAGCCCCUCUCUGCCAGCUCCCAGCCCCUCUCUGCCAGCUCCCAGUCCCUUUGCCAGCUCCCAGCCCCUCUCUGCCAGCUCCCAGUCCCUUUGCCAGCUCCCAGCCCCUCUACCACCAGCUCCCAGCCCCUCUCUGCCAGCUCCCAGCCCCUCUCUGCCAGCUCCCAGUCCCUUUGCCAGCUCCCAGCCCCUCUCUGCCAGCUCCCAGCCCCUCUCUGCCAGCUCCCAGCCCCUCUCUGCCAGCUCCCUGCCCCUCUGUCAGCUCCCAGCCCCUCUCUGCCAGCUCCCUGCCCCUCUGCCAGCUCCCAGCCCCAGCUGGGGCAGAUGUGGGGCUGGGGUCGGCGUGGUGCUGGGCUUUGCCCCAGCUCCAAGCUUGGCUUUGGCCUGGCAGCGCAGGGCUGGGAAGCCCCCCCCGGGGGGGUCGGGGGCUGGGUGGCUGUGUCCCGCGUGGCCGUGUCCCGGCGCCGUGCGUGGCAGCCUGGCCGAGGCGCUGCAGCGGCGCCGGGUGCCCUCCCUGUGUGCCCCUGGCCGUGGAACUGCAAUUACAGUUUGAAGCGAGCCUGA
Pogoniulus pusillus (Red-fronted tinkerbird) is the source of this 4123-nucleotide messenger RNA. It is a transcript of the gene FECH, whose product is annotated as ferrochelatase. Gene Ontology annotation, cellular component: mitochondrion. Bases 254 to 1471 code for a protein of 405 amino acids. Lineage: Eukaryota; Metazoa; Chordata; Aves; Piciformes; Lybiidae. The record is from RefSeq and is a predicted model, not a curated record. Gene Ontology annotation, biological process: heme biosynthetic process. Gene Ontology annotation, molecular function: protoporphyrin ferrochelatase activity. The transcript is spliced from 11 exons.